Messenger RNA from Perca flavescens (yellow perch), 1340 nucleotides. RefSeq names its product mohawk homeobox a (gene mkxa). Gene Ontology annotation, molecular function: DNA-binding transcription factor activity, RNA polymerase II-specific; RNA polymerase II cis-regulatory region sequence-specific DNA binding. The transcript is spliced from 7 exons. The record is from RefSeq and is a predicted model, not a curated record. The coding region runs from base 186 to 1286 and encodes 366 amino acids. Gene Ontology annotation, biological process: cell development; regulation of transcription by RNA polymerase II; muscle organ development. Lineage: Eukaryota; Metazoa; Chordata; Actinopteri; Perciformes; Percidae. Gene Ontology annotation, cellular component: nucleus.
CGGGAACAUGUGAGCAGGGAAUGGGCGACUGGAAACAGGAUUAUUGUUCUACACAGCAGAGACACGCAGGAGGGGCCCGGGACAGGAGAGACACGGGCACACUGUGACAAAUCCGAGGAGUUUUUUUUUUUUUUUUCCUUUUUAAUUUUUGCGCGUCAGAGAAAUCGGGGGAAUAUCUGGCCAAAAUGAACACCAUCGUGUUUAACAAGCUGAGCAGCCAGGUCCUGUUUGAGGAGAAGGCGAAAGAGGUGGAAAUGAGCAGCAGAAAUUAUCUAGAAGUCAUCGACGGGCAACAUGCAGACCUCCUCUCCAGCAACCAGACCAUCAGAGACAACCAGGCCAUCAGACACCGGCGGAGCGGGGGUCGGCCCAGUGGCGGUAAAGUGCGGCACAAGCGCCAGGCCCUGCAGGACAUGGCGAGACCGCUCAAGCAGUGGCUCUACAAGCACCGAGACAACCCCUACCCCACCAAGACGGAGAAGAUCCUGCUGGCCCUCGGCUCGCAAAUGACCCUGGUCCAGGUCUCCAACUGGUUUGCCAAUGCCAGGAGGCGACUGAAGAACACGGUGAGGCAGCCAGACCUGAGCUGGGCGCUCAGGAUCAAGCUCUACAACAAAUAUGUCCAGGGCAACGCGGAGAGGCUGAGCGUCAGCAGCGAGGACAGCUGCUCAGACGACGGGGACAACCCUCAGAGGACACCGAGCGGCCCCGAGGAGCUCAACAAGCCCAUGUACCAGAGCGUGAUCAAGAAGGAGGGCUCCUCCAUGGUGGGCAUGGGCAUGGGCAUGGGCAUGGCCAUGGGUAUGGGAGCAGGACUACGCUCGGCGGCCUCACUUGCUGAGGACUAUGUGUCUCCGCCCAAGUACAAGAGCAGCCUGCUGCAUCGCUACCUGAACGACUCACUGCGCCACGUCAUGGUGGCCAACGCCGUCAUGGACGCUCGCAAGAGGAACCACUCCGGCUCCUUCAGCUCCAAUGAGUACGACGACGAGCUGCUCUCGCCGUCCUCCUCUGAGGCUGAAGCGAACUUUGUUUAUCGGGCUGAAACCACAGACCAUGGAUCAAGUAAAUGUGACAAUGGCAGCGGUGGCGUCGGAGCUGCGCAAAAGGAGAGGGUGAAGGGCAAAGACGAGACGUACUGGAGAGAGAUCAACGCCGCUAUGGCCUUGACCAACUUGGCGCAAGGGAAGGACAGCACCUCUGGUACCACCAGCUGCAUCAUCCAGAAGUCCUCCCACAUAGCAGAGAUCAAGACUGUUAAAGUGCCUCUAAUGCAGAAAUAUUAGCCGUGACAUCGUCCUCCCAUCUCUUUAUGCAAACCAGCAAACAUUCCUGUUUCA